UCCUCAGUCACAGUCUCCUGCUCCAGGCUUUCUUCUCCCUCUCCAGGAGGAUGCUGGCAGUGCUGGGCUGUCCAAGGAGGUUUAAGGAGGCUCCUGAGAGUGCGGGGGCAGCAAGCAAAAGGACUGUCCCAAAGGAGGCACCGAACACAUGAGACCAGUCUGGUUCCAGUAGACCAAGUGUCAUCUGGACACAGGAGAUCAAGUGUGACCUGGACUCAGGAAACCAAGCGUAAGCUGGAAACAGGAGACAAAGAGUGAUCUAGACCUAGGAGAUAAAGUAUGAUCUGGAUCCAGGAGAUCGUGUGAUCUGGGGAGGAUUUCCACAGCUGAGGAAGAGCUUUGUUUGAAGUGACGUGGAGUAUUUUUGAUGGUGAUGUAGUAGAUCACUUGGACCAUAGUCUGGGAUGUACAGAAGACUUUGUGCUUCGUCUCAUAAGGAUACAUGUUCCUGGUUAUGUUGAGGAAUGCCACAGCUUGCUUAACUUCUGAGGGUACUACCACUACUAUCUGGAUAUCUCUCCAAACAGCUUCCUGACACAUGAUUACAGCCCCCAUCAGGCAGAUAGACAUCACUGUGGAAUUUAUUGCUGAUUAUUUCAGACACUUUAGAGCCUUCAGGGUCUUAUGAAAAUCUUUGCAAUCAGCCCUGGACUGACGUGUUCUGGACCGGUGGUCUCUGUGUUGGAGUACACCUCGUCAAGUGUGAGAAAAUCGGAGACCAGUUAAGGUGUCUUCUGCUGAUGACUCCUGGUCUAUGAUGUCAUUGGAUUCUUCCCAUCUUGUCCAUUGUAAUUAAUGUCUCUACAGUUGAUCACCGUUAUAACGAUGAUGAUGAAAAGGUCUAAUAUGUUGUGUUUUCUAACCUACCUACUGUAUAUCAGUGGAGCCUACGCCACUAACUACCCUCCUCGAUAUAACCUGUACACAGGGGGUGCUGCCCCCCAGGGACAAGUGAUGACAGCGCAAGGGAUGACACAGCCCCAGAAUGGACUGCGGGCUGCCAGUCGACACAGGAACUGGUGUGCUUAUGUCGUGACGCGGACGAUCACCUGUAUGGUGGAAGAUGGAGUGGAGGCCUAUGUAAAGCCUGAGUAUCAGCCAUGUGUCUGGGGUCAGAUCCAGUGCCCUCGCACCGUCCUGUACCGCAGCUACAUGCGACCCCGAUACAAAAUAGCCUACAAGACCGUGUCAGACAUGGAAUGGAAAUGUUGUCAUGGAUAUUCAGGAGAUGACUGCACAGAGGGACCAGCAAAUGGAGCACAGGUUACAACCACUAGACCAAGGCCAAGACCUGUAAGACCCAACUUUUCUGGAUCCAGUGGAGGAAGUCAUCUAAGUGGAUCUGGAGGUGAGGGUCAAGGAGACUCUGAAAAAAUGAAGCAACUGGAGGACAAGGUGCAACGUCUGACCAAGGAACUGCAGAGUUUACAAUCUUCAUUGCAAGGGAUGAAUGAGAAGUUUCAGUCUGAGAUUCGUCUGACUGUGGAAAAUGUGUUAAAUGGGAAGCAGCCAGCAGAUUCUGCCUCCAGCCAUUCUGACAUGUCGGAAAAACUCAAUGACAUUCAAACCCUUCUGACAAACUUGGACAGGAAGGUGAAGGACCAUGAUCAAGAGCUCGGAAACCUGAACCACAACAAGCCAUCAGGCAGCUCUGAGACCACUACAGACCUCAGAAGGGACAUCUUACUAGAAGUGGAAAGAAGGAUGCAGCAAUCAUGUUCUGCAUGCCUCUCGGGAGUGGAGGGCUUCCGUGAUCGACAAAAUGAAGACAGGGACCGCAUACGGGGGCUGGAGAAACUUAUCAAUUCUGUGGACCAGAGAAACAAAGAAGCUGUGCAGAACAUCCAGUCGCAUGUGGUGGAGCUGACAACACGGCUGCCAAAGGAUUGUUGUAUGGAAGUUGCAGAUUUGCGCAGAAGAGUAGGUGAGGCCGAAAGGAGAGGAGACACCUUGUCUGGAUCUGUGGUUGCACUAACCGUCCGUCUAGACAAGGAACUAGGUGAAGGUAACUACAAUGAGAUCAGCCAUGUCGGCACUAAGCUCGACAGCCGCCUGUCAGACAUUGAAGGGCGAAUGAACACUACAAAGAGGACCUUAGAGGAACAUUAUUACCACUACAGAGAUGAGAUGAAAAAUUAUUUUGAGGAUGAGAUUGAUAAACUGAAAGAUGAUCUGAAGAAUCGUAUUCAAGGCAAUGACUACAAAAUCAACAUCCUGCUCACAGAGCUGGGCAACAGUUCUGGCUUCCGAGACCUGACUGAGCAAAAGAUGCUGGAUUUCUCUAAUGAUAUUAACUCCCUAAAAGAUCGGGUUGGAAAGAACGAAGAUCAAAUAAGAAAAGUUGGUGCAGAUGUCCAGAUCCUGAGCAGCCAGGUGACAAGCUCCGUCCACCAUUGCAGAGACCAGUGCAGCAAGCAGAAUUCGGACGUGACCCAAGUUGUUUCUGACUUAGAGAACAGGGUGAAGCAGAACACUGUCCAAAUCCAGAUUGUCCAUUCUGGUAUCACUCAGCUGACAGAAUCAGGCAGCAAGAUGCAAGGGACACUUGACGACUUGGAUGAUGAGCUCGGCAAUGUGAAGAUAUUUGUUGACGCCAGCGGUGAGUCCUUCACAAAGUUAUUCAAUGACCUAAAAGAUUCCCAGGACAGAUUUACAGCCACCAUCCUGGAUGAUCUGGAUAGGUUUGAUGUGAACAUAGCUCAGUAUCAGAAUGACACUAACGGGAAGUUGCUAGACAUGGAGAAUGAUAUCGCCACUCUUAAAAAGAUGAUACAGUUUGACUACAGGAGCUGCGGGCAGGUGUGCUCCAACCUGCAAGAGGAAGUGGGCAAACUAAAGGAGCAGGUGGACGAGUGCACGGCCACAUGUCAGGCUAUUCACAGGAAAGCUGAAGAGGGCCUGAGCGGCUCCAAUAAGCCUCUUGAUGGCUUUACCGUUUUUGGAGGAAGCUCAAGUGGAGAUCUGAAGGAUUUACAGGGAGAACUUUCAAGCAUCAUUGUGACCUUCUCAUCCUUAAAUGACAGUGUGAAAGAUCUACAAGAAAGUGUGGAGAAACAUGAGACGGAUAUCCAUGACCUGGGGACAACCAAGCACAAACUCAUCUCGGAGAUUAAUAAACUUCAGGAGGAGGUGACUGAGCACAUCAAAGACAACACUGAGAGGUUCCACCUCUUCCAAAAAGAAAUCAACAGUUUUGGCAGCAUGGUAAUGGAGGAGACCCAGGAGUGCAGGCGUUCUUCAGGAGGACUGGAGGACAGAGUCUCUAAGCUGGAGAACGUGUGCCUCAAGCUUGAUACAGUCUCCGGUAGCUUGCACAAGAUCAAGGAAUCCCUCAACAAGCAUGUUUCUGGCCUGUGGAACUGUGUGCAGGAGGUGAACAGCACUCUCAGGACCCACACCGCCUGGUUUGAUAAGCUUCACAAUAAUCAGCUCAACAACAUUAAUGGCAGACUAAAUAAUCUGAACAACUCCAUGCUGAUCCUCUCUUCUGAGUUCCAGAACUUCACUGUCCAGGACUUUAUGGGACCCCCAGGUCUGCCAGGUCCACCAGGACCAAUUGGAAGAACAGGGCCACAAGGUCCAGCGGGGCCACAGGGACCACCUGGGAAAGAUGGCGCUCAAGGAAAGGAAGGACCUGUUGGACCACCAGGACUUCAAGGAGAACAAGGUCCCAUCGGCAUGCCACCUGACGUUCCUCAAAUCUCCUUCUCGGCUGCUCUCACUUAUCCAUUAACAGAACCUGGAACUAUUGGAUUUGACAAACUGCUGGUAAAUGAUGGAAAUGCCUAUGACGCCUCAACAGGUGUAUUCACCGCACCUGUGGCGGGUCGAUACUACUUCAGCGCCAUUUUAACUGGCUACCAAGAUGAGAAGAUUGAAGCCGUCCUCUCCAAGUCCAACACAGGCAUUGCACGUGUGGACUCAGCAGGCUACCAGCCUGAGGGCCUGGAGAAGAAACCCCUGGUGGAAAACAAGACGCCCCCUGGUGCCUUGGCGGUGUUCAACAUUAUUCUGCAGCUGAAUGCCGGGGACACCAUCUGUAUUGACCUGGUGACGGGGCGUCUGGCUUAUUCUGAUGAGCCCCUGACAAUCUUUAAUGGAAUCCUCCUAUAUGAGGGGGAAGCAGACUUGGAAUAGACCACAUUGGUUCAGUCCUUCUGAGGAGCUCAGAAGAGGAAGGACAAAAAGUCUUCUUCAUCAUUUAAAAAAACUUUUAGCUGUGACAACUAUAAGGGCUCAAGAGGAAUAUGGAGGACCUUGUGCCCUCAGACACUAAGCCCUCGAGACCACUGCAAAACAUCAUCUGCACCAAGUCUGUGUUAUCAGUAUUAACACCACAAUGUACCUCACUUGUCGUAACCCCCAUGAUAAACCACUUACAGAUGUUACCCCAUAACUACGACCCUCACAGCUCGAUGAUCUGAGAUCGAGUGACUGUCCAUCCAUAUAUAUGGGAACGUCCGUGCACCUGAUAUCGCUAUUCAAUGGAGCCGUAGUCACCUUGAUUUCCUGCUGGGGAGACACCUGGUGAGGAAGUGAAGACCUACUAAACCCCAGAAUGGGAGGAGGUCACAGAGAUGCUUCUGCAAUCAGUGUUCUUGUGCAUGGUCAUCACAAGAGUCAUCACUGAGAGGUUGCAGCUAGGUACCCCACUUGGUCAAAGUAAAGUGACACAUGCAGAGAGUGGACCCCCAGACUUGAUAUCAGAAGGGUUCUCAGCUCAUGGACCCUCUGUCUGUCAUCAGAAAACUCUUUUCCAUAAAAAUACAGUGGUGAAGAGCAAAGAAUGAAUACACAGUAAACUGGUUGACUCAUUCUCCUUGUGUAGACAAAGAGGAUAUGUAAGUUUGAGACCCCACAUGACUCCAGCCCUAAAUCAAUGAAAAGGACGUAUCGACCGUAGUUAUGAGUUACACAGCCAAGGCCCGAACACUGCAGCUUUUCACUCUGCAUAUGUAUAAGACUGGGACAUGAAUGACUGAAGACCACAUGUAGAGUAACCUGAUUACACAGCAGAAGACAUAGCGCCUCACGCCCACACACACUGUGCACCCCACACAAUACUUCUACCUAUUUAUAUAUUUAUAAAGCAUGAGCCCUUAUUCUCCUCUUCUGUCCCUGGAUAAAUCAUGGUCACCUGGCCCUUCCACGAGGCUCCUGGGGACUGAACUUGUCUCAUUAGCUGUUAACACCCAACUCCAGUCAUCACCCCACGUCAGGACAUCAAAGCCAUAAAUUAGGGAAGCGAGGAGUUUCACAAUCCGCCAGACUUUUUGGCAAAAUGCCACAAAUGGCAGGGUGGUAAUAUAGAGGCCGAUCGAUGAGGUAGAUGGUGGAUGUUGAGAUAGAAGUCAAGCAAUGAGGUAGAGGCUGAGGGAUCAGACAGAGGCCAAUCUAUGAUGUAGAGGAGAAAGUGAGGUACCGUAGAUCCCAGAUGAUGAGAUAGAAGUCAAGCAAUGAGAUAGAGGCCAGCUUAUGAUGUAGAGGCAAAGUGAUGAGGAAGAGGCAGCCUGAUGAGGUAGACAUCAAGUGAUGUAAAAGGAGAGGGAAAUGACCUGCCCAAGACUACGUCAUCUCUGAUGUCAACAAGAACUACAUUUCUCCAGUAUUUUCCUAUACAAAAGUCCUAAACCAGGCAGACUGUACAACAUGCCCACUGUCCCUGUGAUAUGCAGACAACACUGUACAAAACCUUUAGGCAGGUGUGGGAAAAUUCCCCAAAGUAAGAAUGGUUUCAAAAAUAGAAGUUUCAAUAGUGUAUUUUUUAUUAAUAAACAAAAUGCUAAGUGAAUGAAGAAAAGAGAAAUCUAAAUCCAAUCAAUACUUGGUGUGCCCGCACUUUACCUUCAGCAUCAGUUCUUCUAGGUACACUUGCACACAGUAUUUUAAGGAGAUCGGCAGGGAGGGUGUUCCAAAAAUCUUUGAGAACUAACAAAGGAUCCUUUGUGGAUGUAGGCUUGCUCAAAUCCUUCUGUCUCUUCAUGUAAUCCCAGACAGACUGGAAGAUGUUGAGAUCAAGGCUCUGUAGGGGCCAUAGCAUCACUUCUUUGUUCUUUUUUAUGUUGAAGAUAGUUCUUAAUGACAUUGGAUGGAUGUUUGAGGCCCUUGUCCUGCUGUAGAAUACAUUUGGAGCCAAUCGGAAGCCUCCCUGAUGGUAUUGCAUGAUGGAUAAGUAUGUGCCUAUAUUUCUGAGCAUUGAGCACACCAUUAAUCCUGACCAAAUCCCAAACUCAGCUAAAACGCAGACCCAAAAUUGCAAGAAACCUCCACCAUCUUCACUGCUGCCUGCUGAUGCUCAUUAUUGUACCACUAUUGGGCAGACUAGAUGGGCCAAAUGGUUCCUAUCUGCCGACACAUUCUAUGUUUCUUCAGACCUUUGGUGAAGAAAUUGUCUACUGUUACAGCCCAGUUUUUCACAUUGUGACUCAUCAGUCCAGAGCACCUGUUUCCAUUUUUCUGCACCUCAUUUUUUAUUUUUUCGGGCAUAGCUGGGUUGCUUGGCCUUGUUCCCAUGUCGAAGGUAUGGCUGUUUGGCCACAAUUCUUCCAUGAAGACCACUUCUAGACAGACUUCUCCGACAGUAAAUGGGUGUACCUGGGCACCAUUGGUUUCUGACAGGUCUGAGCUGAUGGCACUGCUAGACAUCUUGCAAUUUCAAAGAGAAUUAAGCAUGAUGUUUCUUUGAUCUGCUGCACUAACUUUCCUUGUAUCUAUGGUCUUCAGUGUUGCCUGUUUCGUUGUGGUUCUUUAAAGGGCUUGAAUAGCACAUCUUGAAAUACCAGUCUGCUCUGAAAUAUUUGCCUGAGAGAGACCUUACCCAUCCAGUAUAACUACCUUGUGUCUUGUUGCUGCACUCAUUCUUGCCAUGAUGUAUCACCUCGACUUGAAACUGUCUUCUACAACCUCGCCUUUGUAGCAGAGUUUGGCUGUUCCUCACCAAGUUCCAAGCCCUCUUCUCAGCUGUUCCUGUGAACAACUUUGUUUCAACAUCCAUAUAAAAAUGAAGAUUAUUAUCAUGUAUGUGGUAUAAUUAGUUAAUCAUACACCUUCAACAUCCCUGUAUUUGUGCAAAUAUACUUAGAAGAAUUGAUGCUGUUUUGAAGGCAACGGGUGGUCACACCAAAUAUUGAUUUGCUUUAGAUUUCUCUUUUGUUCAUUCACUUUGUUAAUUAAAAAAAUAAACUAAUAACACCGUUUUUUUUUAAGGCAUUUUUUUCCAAGCCUGCCUAAAAUGUUUGCGCAGUAAUAUAUAUAUAUUGGAUAGGCUUGAAGCCCAGAAUGUGUUGAGAUGUCCUCCAUAAUGCUGUUGCAUCUACAGCUAUUAAAUAAAGCAGGAUAAUGUUUUUGGAUGGGGCAUGGAUAAGAGAGGUCACACUUUGUAAGAUGCACAUGCUCUACAAGCAAAGGGGGACAGGUCCUACAAGGGUGGGGUGACUCUAUAAGAGAAGGAUGGCAUGCUCUAUAAGAAAAGGGAGGAAUGCCCUACAAGGAAAAGGAGGCACAUUCUAAAAGGAAAGGGAAACAUUCUCUACAAAGCACUGGGUUUUGGGUUCUUGUCUUUGGCCCUUCAUCUUAAAUUAUGUGAGGUCACCAAUGUCUCUGACAUAAAAGUGAGAGGUCAUGGCUCUGCUGACAAUACUUUCUCUGUGGUCAUUUCUCACCUUCACUCAGCGCUGGCCAAAAUGGCCUCAGAGUAAACUCGUCACACUCCCUAGGAGCAACUGUGCUUGUGUGCUGCCAUUUUAUAUUUACUUUUUAUUACCCCCCAAAAACCAGUGAAGAGGAACUUCUGAGCCAGGAUCUACCGUGACCUGAGAACAAGUUUCUUAUAAGCCGGAUGUCAUGAUGUUGAGCCAUACUCUUAUUAUUACCUUUUAAUGUAUAGAUUUGGAUUUUCAAUAAAGUUUAUUGUUUAAAAAAAAAA
Molecule: messenger RNA, 7924 nt
Organism: Bufo gargarizans (Asiatic toad)
Lineage: Eukaryota; Metazoa; Chordata; Amphibia; Anura; Bufonidae
Gene: EMILIN1
Product: elastin microfibril interfacer 1
Exons: 8
Coding region: 796-4137 (1113 amino acids)
Molecular function (GO): protein binding; extracellular matrix constituent conferring elasticity
Source: RefSeq, a predicted model, not a curated record